Molecule: messenger RNA, 3362 nt
Organism: Coturnix japonica (Japanese quail)
Lineage: Eukaryota; Metazoa; Chordata; Aves; Galliformes; Phasianidae
Product: opsin-5-like
Biological process (GO): visual perception; G protein-coupled receptor signaling pathway
Cellular component (GO): membrane
Molecular function (GO): G protein-coupled receptor activity
Source: RefSeq, a predicted model, not a curated record
UCUGUGGGGUAGAUGAGGUAGACAUGACCCCCUCCAUUAUCCCCUGCAUGGUCAUUUUUACUGCUGCUAGAUGUGUGUGUGUUACUACCAUAGUUUUGCUGUAUUUGACCUGGUGGCCUGUUGUGGAGCAUGGGGAAUCCUGAAGAGGUUGUCCCCAGCAGAUCCCACGGUGCUGCUGCUUGGGUGCUUGGUGGAAUAAGACUCCCUGCAAGAGGCUGUGGUUCAGCCUCAGUUUGGUUUAGCAUUUUAUUUCCAUUUUUACUCCAGUGCUGUGAAGUUUAGGGUCGAGACUUGGUCAUUUUUGUGUGUGUUUUUUUGUUUGUUUGUUUUUUGGUUUUUUUUCUUUCUUUCUAUUCCCCUCCCAGCGAGACAGGGACGGCUACAGAUUUGCCUCGCAAGAGUCGCGUCAUGCGUCUUUAGGAGCGGAACAUCCCUGCAGCCGGCUACGAGCCGCACGGCCACAACCGCUCUGCACAGCGGAGCGCUGCCUCCCCGGUCUCCCGCAGCGCCGCGGGUCGGCUCCGCCAGCCCGAGGUCAGCCCCACUAGGGGCGGCUCGGGAGGCGGCGGGUGCCUGGGGGCUGCCCGGCUUCCAGCUCGGAACCCCAAACCUCCUCCUCGUUACUUCUUGCCCGCCCCGCCGCUGGAUCCACAGGUGCUGCUGCACGGGGGUCGUAGGGGGUUUAUCACCACUCAGAGCUGUCACGCGUGGCAUCGAUGAUACAGAUGGACCCAUCUUUUGCUAAUUCAACAUUCCAGUCCAAAAUAACAGAAGCAGCUGAUAUUGUUGUUGGAACAUGCUAUAUUGUCUUUGGAAUAUGCUCCUUGUGUGGGAACAGUAUUCUUCUAUACGUCUCCUACAAGAAAAAACAUUUGUUGAAACCAGCAGAAUACUUCAUUAUUAAUCUUGCCAUCAGUGACCUUGCGAUGACACUGACAUUGUACCCACUAGCUGUAACCUCCAGCCUUUCACACAGGUGGUUGUAUGGGAAACACAUUUGCCUGUUCUAUGCAUUCUGUGGCCUAUUCUUUGGGAUCUGCAGUCUCUCGACACUGACGUUACUGAGUGUUGUGUGCUGCCUCAAAAUUUGCUUUCCAGCUUAUGGCAACAGGUUCAGGAGAAAACAUGGACAAAUACUGAUAGCCUGUGCUUGGACUUAUGCAGCAAUAUUUGCCUGUUCACCCCUUGCUCACUGGGGAGAAUAUGGAGAGGAGCCCUAUGGCACAGCUUGCUGCAUUGACUGGCAAUCCACCAACAUAGACGUCCUGUCUAUGUCUUACACUGUUGUUCUCUUUGUUUUCUGUUUUAUUUUCCCCUGUGGAGUAAUUGUCACUUCCUACUCACUUAUUCUGGUAACGGUGAAAGAAUCCAGGAGAGCUGUGGAGCAGCACGUCUCUGGUCCCAACAGGAUAAACAACGUGCAAACCAUUACUGUCAAGCUGAGUAUUGCUGUGUGCAUUGGAUUUUUUGCUGCUUGGAGCCCUUAUGCCAUCAUUGCCAUGUGGGCAGCUUUUGGAUCGAUAGAUAAGAUUCCUCCUUUAGCCUUUGCUAUUCCAGCUGUCUUUGCAAAGUCCUCCACUCUCUACAAUCCCGUUAUCCAUCUUCUUCUGAAACCCAAUUUCCGAAGUACCAUUGCCAAAGAUUUCACAGUUCUUCAAAAGUUAUGUGUCAGGUGUUGUUUUUGUGUCAAGGAGCUGCAGACCUACAGAUCAACUUUCAACACUGGCCUGAGAACAUUUAAGAGCAAAAAUGAGUCCAGCAGUAAUGCUCUUCCGAUUAUGGAAGGAUGUUCUUAUUUUCCCUCUGAAAAGGGUAGUCAUACUUUUGAAUGCUUUAAAAGCUAUCCAGAAUGCUGCCAGGACAGGUUAAGCACUAUGGGAUGCCACCCUCAAGAAUGUGAGUCCUUGGAAAAUGACCUCCAAGCAAACGUGACCCAGGGCAAUAGGAAUUCAGCGAAGGUGGCUGAGCAGGAAGAAAGAAACACUGAACCUGAUAACUUGGAAAUCACCUUGGAAGCAGGACCUGUGAGCUGUACAUUUACAGACCUCUAGAGCUGCUUAUAUGAAACAAUCUGGCAGUGAUGUUGUUAUGCUGGAUUUAUGAAUGUAACUUCUUUUGAAAAGCCCUUCUAUUAUACCAUUUUCUAUGCUAUCUUCCUCCUCUUUGAUGGGACACAUUCUACAGCAUGGACAUGCUAUAAAUGUUGUGUGAUUUUCACCAUGCUGACUUAAAGUGUAUCAUGAUAAAUAUAUUCACAGCAAACACUACAUAAGAGAAAUCCUCUGUGCGUGUUGCAACCUCUGUGUACUCCAUUUUCAAGAGAACACACCAAAUAAUGAGAGUUUUUCUGUGGAGUUAUUACCCUUUCUAGAUUUUGCGUAUUUUGUAUCCCAUAUGUUUAGGACAAAUAACUCAAUGUAGAGUUUUAAAUGAAUGAUCUUAUGAUGUUUUAUUUAUUAUAACAGCUGAAAAGGUGAAUAUCAACUGAAAUGCCCCGUUUCCAAGAAGGGUUGCCAAAUGACCACAUCUUGUAUUUCCUGGGAGUCACAGGCUGAUUAGAGAUGAACAGGCAGGUUCUGACCACAUUCCACAUGAAUGAAAUCACAGUAUAUCUUGUAAUCUGAAGAUUGUUUUUUGUAAUUUGAGAGGAAGUUGCUGUAAAACAUUAUUUAUUAUGCCCUAUUUUCCCUAUUGGACAUCAGCAUUAGGAUGGCAAAGACCUGGCCCAGAAAUAUCAUAACGGGCAAGAAUCUAGUGCAGGGGCUUUCAAGGCAUUACAGAAAAGACAUUCUCUAUGGUAAAAAGUACCAUCUCUUCAAGGACCAAGAAGAAGCAAUCAGAAAAGGCAGCAGGAGUUUGAAUGCUUAGAAAGUCCUUUCAGUGUGUGAUUUCUCCAAGGCUUCCUAAAAUACAUGGACCCAAGUGGGAACUUAUUCAUGCGGGAAUCCCUGCACCAUCAAUGCAACUUGUCUCUGACCUCAGUGACAUAGGAUCCAGCUUUGAGAACUUCAGGCCAUGCUGAAAUUUUCCCGUGGAGAAUCAGUGCAAAACAGGACUGGAAGUGAUGUUCAAAGGUCAUUUGGUCCUUCCUAUAUGGAUUCCCAUUGACGUCAAUGCACAAAGUUGGACAUGUGAAUAAGUCUCUGGAGGAUUCACCAGCAAAGUCACAUGUUUGGAGACUUAAACUGAUGUCUCAUUGCAAAGCUCAAUAACGUCACACUAUCUAAGGGCAAAAAAGCCCACAAUAAUCUGUAUUGUGUUGAGGGUCUGUGUGCUUGGGUUCUAUACAGAUGUUUGAAAUCCCAGCUGUAAUAUGCAGCUGUUUAAAACAAUCAGAAAUAAAUGGACAUUUUUUUAGUCUA